Molecule: messenger RNA, 5287 nt
Organism: Fukomys damarensis (Damara mole-rat)
Lineage: Eukaryota; Metazoa; Chordata; Mammalia; Rodentia; Bathyergidae
Gene: Kitlg
Product: KIT ligand
Exons: 10
Coding region: 187-1005 (272 amino acids)
Biological process (GO): cell adhesion; positive regulation of cell population proliferation
Cellular component (GO): plasma membrane
Molecular function (GO): stem cell factor receptor binding; cytokine activity
Source: RefSeq, a predicted model, not a curated record
UCGCCACCUCGCGCCGGGACCGGGAGCGCCGCUGCAGGCACAGGCCGGGGAGAGGGCGCUGCGCUCGGGCUGCCCAAUGCUUGGACUAUCUGCCACCGCUGCCCGUGCAAUAUGCUGGAGCUCCAGAACAGCUAAACGGAGUCGCCACACCGCUGCUUGGGCUGGAUCGCAGCGCUGCCUUUCCUUAUGAAGAAGACACAAACUUGGAUUAUCACUUGCAUUUAUCUUCAACUGCUCCUAUUUAAUCCUCUCGUCAAAACUAAAGAGAUCUGCGGGAAUCCUGUGACUGAUAAUGUAAAAGACAUCACAAAAUUGGUAGCAAAUCUUCCAAAAGAUUAUCUGAUAACCCUGAACUAUGUCACCGGGAUGGAUGUUUUGCCUAGUCAUUGUUGGUUACGCCAGAUGGUAAUACAGUUGUCAGUCAGCUUGACUAAUCUCCUGGACAAGUUUUCAAAUAUUUCUGAAGGUUUAAGCAAUUACUCUAUCAUAGACAAACUUGGCAAGAUAGUUGAUGACCUUGUGGACUGCAUGGAAACCUCCUUUAAGAAUGUGAAAGAAUCAUCUAAGAGGCCCGAACCCAGACUCUUUACUCCUGAAGAAUUCUUUAGAAUUUUUAAUAGAUCCAUCGAUGCCUUCAAAGACUUCAUGGUGGCCUCUGAAACUAGUGAUUGUGUGAUUUCUUCAACACUAAGUACAGAGAAAGAUUCCAGAGUCAGUGUCACAAAACCAUUUAUGUUACCCCCUGUUGCAGCCAGCUCCCUUAAGAAUGACAGCAGUAGCAGUAAUAGCAAGGCCGCAGAUUCUGUUGGCGACCCCAGCCUGCAGUGGGCAGCCAUGGCUCUGCCCGCUUUCUUUUCUCUUGUAAUUGGCUUUGCUUUCGGAGCCUUAUACUGGAAGAAGAAACAACCAAAUCUUACAAGAGCAGGUGAAAAUAUACAGAUUAAUGAAGAAGAUAAUGAGAUAAGUAUGUUGCAAGAAAAAGAGAGAGAGUUUCAGGAAGUGUAAUUGUGGCUUAUAUCAACACUGUUACCUUCGUGCAUUGGCUGGUAACAGUUCAUGUUUGCUUCAUAAAUGAAGCAGCUUUAAACCAAUUCCUAUUCUGUCGGAAGCGACAGACCUCAUCUUUAUGUGUUCCUGCUACCCAUGACUUCAUAUGGAUGAUUCAGAACUUGGAACAGAGUGUUUUACUGUGAAACUGGCACUGAAUUAAUCAUCUAUAAAGAAGAACUUGCAUGGAACAGCACUCUAUUCUAAAGACCAGAGGGUCCUGUGGUCUCAUUCAGAACUUGCAAGUGAUGGCGGUAGAGGAAGCACGUGUCCCAGUUUGCACGCACCAUUUGCAUGGCUCCAGAGAUGUCUUACAUGCUGAGAAAACACACAGCUUUACUCUUCAGUUACAAUCUGCAGCCUGUAGUUACCCCAGUCUGUGCAAGUAGGUUUCAGCCUGGCUAGUGAAGGGAACAACUUUUUCUCAAAGAGAUCUAGAAAACAAUACGGAAAAACAAAAAGUCAGUAGCAACAGCCUCUGUGUAGUGUGGGAAGCAGUGGGAACUUAGUGGUGGGUGCAGGGGUGUCAGCGUGGUGGUUGCUGCUUAAUGAGAGGAGUCCAACCUUGAUCUCUUCCUGACAUAGACCAGGCAUGUGCAUAUGCCGCUGGAGAAAUGGACGUGGUUGGAAGAUUUGGUCUAUGCAGGAGAGUCUGUACUGAAUUAGAAGAGCCACACCUCAGUUUAGGGAAGCCUUUCCAAAAGAGUCAUCACAGGAGGAAGCUGUGAACCCUGACCGGCAGUAUGUCUCAAGGAGGAUAUUUGACGUCCCUGGCAAAGUCAGCCUUUUGCCGUGGCUACUCUAGAGUGUAUAAAUUGUGUUUGCAAAUUAUAUUAGGACAUGUUUAUACUCUAAAAUAAUCAGAGUUAUGUAGCCGGAUGUGGGAGAAAAUGCUGAAUGUAUGAUGGUCCCAUUUUCAACAUCUACCAUGGGAGAGAGUAAACCUAAAUUAUGAUAUUUAGUAUCUAAGGUUAGAAAAUCACACCCCCAUGCUAAUAUGGGUGUUGAAAACUAGCUUACUUGGUUUUUACAAUAAUGGAAGGAAUCAGGAAACUUUAGUUAUUUAUAGUGUAAUCAUCAUUAUCUGUUUAAAGGAAGAAUUUAUUUAAAACCAGCCACCCUAUAUUCAUUAGAGUUUAUGAAUUAAAAAUAAAAAGAGAGCUUUAGGUACUUAUGCAUGUCAGUUUGCUAUUUAAAAUAUGUGACAGCAUCUGUCAUAUUAAGAGUGAAUUUGGCUGGAAUUACCAAGAUGGACAUUAUACUUUUAAAAUAAAAUUUGUAAUACGCUAUGUUAGUUCCCCUUGUCAAUUUUUUAAUAGUCAAAAGAACAUCUUAAUAAAGUCAAACAGUGACUUUUCUACAGUUUCAUUUUGAUGAAAAUUCUUUUAACACACAAAUAUCUAAAGGGUUCCAAAGCCUCUCAUUCAAACUUGGUCUUUGUAAUGAUGUUAUUGCCAUGUACUAUAACCAUAAGAUGACCAUUUUUAAUGUUGUUAUACAAAAGGGCAUGAAAAACUAAAUGCUAGCUCUUCUUUGAUUUCAAAUAUCUAAGAAUUUCUAGUAUGGUUGGAUUUUAGCUUAUAUUCAAAGCUAAUCCAAAUACAACUCUGGUUUGUGGCCUUUGCUCUUUUUUGUACCAAAGAGCUCAAAUGAUUUCUAUGGUCUCUUUCUUCUUUAAAGCGCUGUGCUUCCUCCAGCACAAGACAUUUUUCUAAGAGUAAGUGCAAGUCAACUGGGAAGCUGCAUUAACUUGCCAGGCCCUCAGAUAUCCCAUGGUACAACUGGUUAGUAGUAAAACUGGGGAAGUUUAAUUACUGAAGGACCGAUCUGUGUGUAUGGCAUUUAUUGUUUUGAGGAAAGUAGGCAUAGAUUAACAUGACUUAUAUGUGUAGGUAGUGUAUAGAUUGAGAAGACUGAUAGUCUCAGGCUAGUCAUUUGGUUUCUUUAUCCAGUGAUUUCAGUUUAUGUGGGUAUAUGGAAAUGCUGUUUUCUGAGUUUGAGAGUACAAGAAAUACAUUUUUGUUCUCAAAGCUAGUAGUUUGGUUUAACACUCAAGAAAAAGGUCUUAAUUAAUAAACUUAGGAAGUUAUGAAAUCUGUCAUGGUUGGGGAGGAGAGAUGUGUCCUGCCUAUUAAAUGUAUUGGUUCACUGAGAGUUAAAUGGAUUGGCAGUUUAUAAAACACUGAACUCCAGUAAAGUGCAUGAAAAAUAGAAAAGUGCUGAACAUCAUUUGGGAUGUUAGCUGCUUGGACAUUUAAUUAUAUCAUACCUGGUUUGGAAUAGAAAUAUACAUAUAUCUUUGCUUAUUUGAUCCCACACUUGUUCUGAAUAUCCUUUGUCGUAAGUUAUAGAAAACUCACUACUGAGAUAAUGAACCAUGAAAUCGCCUUCUAAAUUGGUGCCAUAUGUCCAAUAGUUCUUUUCUACAAUGUUUCAAAAUUGCCUUGUAAUUAGAGUGAUCUCAAAAGUCUGUAGAUUCUAAAGUAUACUGAGAGCUUUGCACCUCUUGGGUCAAGAUGAAAUCUAUAACAAACCUGUCUCACUGGUAGGUGGGGCCUGCCUAGUAAUCCUAAGUAUUCUUGGAAAACCUAUGAUAAUGUAAGGUGCUUACCACACAGCCACUUUUAAUGAGUCAGAGGCAAAUUGAUUUUGUAACACAAUAAUAGACUAAGUAACCUAUCUUCAUACAAAAUGAAAAUAUGAGAAAGGAUGUGUCCAUAAUGAAGUAUUUGCUUUUAGUAAGAAUAAAACACAUUUUACUUGGAGAAGUUUUAUAGUCUAUUUUAGCACUCUAACUCAACUAAAGCUAUAAAUGAACAGAAAAAUCCAUUCUGAAAUCAUGAUUGUUUCCUAAAGUGUUUCUCCAGCUAGGUUUAGGUGUUAACAUUUGACUCUAAUAUGGGGCAUUUAGCCAUUCCAUAUCUGUUCUUCAAGAAAUACAUUCUUCAAAAAGACAGUUUGACAGAGUGAGAAUGGAUGUUGGGAAAAUUGUCAGAAGCUCUACUCUGCCAUUAAGUCAUAUGGCAGAUCACCUCUCCUCUUAGAGUCUCAAUUAUUUAUUUAUGAUAAAUUCGGGGUGAGCCUUUUCUGCUAUGUGACUGACAAUGCAGAUUAAAAUGCAGCACAACAGAAACUGUCCCAUACAAACUAUCCAACUCCAUUCUCUAUGAGUAAGCAUUUUAACCAUAAAAAAUUUAUGCUGUUUUUGUUCCUAAUGUAAAUAGGUUCCAUUAGUAAAAGUGAAAUUCAGUUGCAAGUAGGGAGAAUUAAAUAACCAUAUAUACAAGAGAUGGCUUUUAUCCUGCUUAAAUACACAUUUUGGAUCACCUCCGAAGAAAGAAAAUUAGUAGUGUAUCUUAGUCUGUAAGAUAUACUUUAAGAUGUGCGUGACAUUUGGAAAUGCACCAAAAUAAACAUUGGAAUGUUCUCAUUUUAUUGAAAGCUAAGAACAGGAGCUGUAAGAUACUCAUACAGUUUUUGAAUGCCAAAAGAUAUUUUGCAACCAAUUCACAAAAGGAUAAUCCAGAAAAUAAAUUUUGAAAAGUGGAAAGUGGGACAAGAAUUUAAAGGAAGCCAGCUUAUUUUGUUUGAACUGAUACUAUUUUAAAUUUAGUUUUAAAAUAUAUCCAUUCAGGUUAAAAUUCAGUCACACAGUUUAUGGUGUUGCUGCCUCCCACCAACUAGUCUUUUGAAAUGACUUUGUAAAGAUAAAACAAUAGUACUGUCAUUUCAUAAGAAGAUGUUGUAUUAAAAACAAUCCAUGUUAAAAUUUACAUUUAUGAUCCUAAAAUGUUUGCUAAGCAUUGUAAUGUAUAACUGACAUCUCCAACUACAUUCUUUUAAUGUUCCUAAACAUAUAAUUAAGAUGAGAAUUGUUUGAGCUCAAAACUAUGAUAUUUUCAUUUACUUGAAUUUUGAGAUGCAAGACUCAAUAUAAUUUUUCAAACAAAGUAGCCCUUUCUCUGGUAUUCUAAGCAUCAAAGCAUGGUUAACAUGUCCACUUGCCACUGUUUUUUAAACCAAUGGACUUGAAAAGUAUUCAGACAUUUAGAUGGAUGCACAGAUAUAAUGCUAGUUCAGUCAUAGAUCAGAGUUUGCAUAUUGUAAUAUAAAUGUAUGUCAACACUAUUCUAAAUAGUUUUAUUAUGGCUGAAGUUUAAUUAAAUAAAAAAGGUUGUAAAAUGUGAUGUGUAUGUGUAUAUACUGUAUGUGUACUUUUUAAAAUAGGUAUAUGUCCUGA